Molecule: messenger RNA, 1038 nt
Organism: Rhipicephalus microplus (southern cattle tick)
Lineage: Eukaryota; Metazoa; Arthropoda; Arachnida; Ixodida; Ixodidae
Product: histone H2A deubiquitinase MYSM1-like
Source: RefSeq, a predicted model, not a curated record
AUGGCGUCCUUCGAGGAAGAUGUCUGCUUCUGGGAGUCUGUGGAUGUCGAAAGUGACUUCCAAGCCGACACAACCCUCUUCAGAGAUGCCAACUGCGAUGACUUGCUUGAAUUCAAUGAAACUUUCAAGCCUCUGUGGCAAACUGAUGCCCGAAUCGCCGCAACCAUUGAUGGAACAGUUGAGAUUAAGACUGGGUGCAUAGAAGAGGCAAACAUUGUUGAAAUAAAAACUGAAAAGCAGUCACCAGCUGCUCCCACUGGAACUGGUGGCGGAUCGACGCCAAGGCAGAAAUUGAAAGCCGAAGAAGAAGCCCUUUUGUUGAAAUGCAAGAAAGACGGGAAUAAACGGAGCAAGAUUUCUGCCCUGAUCGAGACCAAGAGCACCAUCCAAGUCAAGACGCACGCUCACUACCUGCUAAGAAAGAGUGCUCACCAAGGAAGAACCUCUGGUCAAGCCAUCGACAACAAUGUGCUUGUUGCCACAUCGAAAGGACCAGUGUCCAGACCACCGAAGAAGCAGAUGAAGACGAAACCGCAGGCGACCUCGCGCAACGAGAAUGUCAUCGUACUGAAAGAGGCUGAAGCCAUUGAGACCUUGAAGAACAAGUUUCUGGAGAGUGAAAUUGUCAGCAUCGACAAGUCUGCCGACGAGGAAGACGACAUAGACAUCGACUGCGACGGCACCGACGACGUCGUCUUCUCCCCGCCCAGCUCCCCGAUCCGCAAGAGUGACGCGUUAGUCAGAGUAGCUACCCCUAAGCUGGCGACCGAUUCAUCUGCAGAAGACACUGAGAACGAAAUAAGUUCAGACAGGCCAGGGGGUCUGGAGAAAAGCGCGUCCGGUGCCGUUACAUUCGAGCCUCCUGUUGCAGAAGUCGUGCUGGAGAAGUCAGAGAUCAGCAAAGAUGAGAAGAUAAUUCAUUCGGAGUUCUUUUCUGGAAGCUCUUCUAAAACACCGGAAAGAUACCUUAGGAUCAGGAACUUCAUAAUUGUACAAAGAUUCACACAACGUAAAAUUGAUAAAAUAAAAAAAAGUUGA